Messenger RNA from Mytilus trossulus (common blue mussel), 3683 nucleotides. RefSeq names its product solute carrier family 53 member 1-like. Gene Ontology annotation, molecular function: inositol hexakisphosphate binding. Gene Ontology annotation, cellular component: cytoplasm; Golgi apparatus; plasma membrane. Lineage: Eukaryota; Metazoa; Mollusca; Bivalvia; Mytilida; Mytilidae. Gene Ontology annotation, biological process: phosphate ion transport; cellular response to phosphate starvation. The coding region runs from base 294 to 2345 and encodes 683 amino acids. The record is from RefSeq and is a predicted model, not a curated record. The transcript has 18 exons.
GUGACGUUUUCACAUUAGGUAAAAAUAGAGCAGAGAAGAAUGAUACAUGUUGAUGUUCAAUAACAAAUUCUACGGUCCAUUGACUUAAGCAUAAAGACCAAACAUGAUAGAUUACUUGACAAAUUAAUGCAAAUUUAGUUUGACAGUUUAAAUCGUAUGGCAAACAUAAAAAUUGACAUUUAAAGGAAAAAGAUUUCAUCUCUGUCUACUUUCAAUUUCUUACAACAGACAAUAACAUCCACUGAAAGGUCAAGCAUUUAUGGUAUCCUGUCAGAUUUUCAGGGUAAAACAAGAUGAAAUUUGCUGAACAUCUUGGUGCCCAUAUAACCCCAGAAUGGAGGAAGCAAUACAUACAAUAUGAGGCCUUAAAAGAUUUAAUUUACGAAGCAUCAGAGCAGUCUCCAUCUACAGAAGCUAUAGGUUCGUUAUUGUAUUCAGUUGCUGAUGCCAGUACUUUACAGAGAUACUAUGCAAGAUUUGAUGAAAGAUUCUUUCAGUUCUGUGACAAAGAAUUGUCUAAAAUCAACACUUUCUUUUAUGAAAAAAUAUCAGAAGCCAAUAGGAAAUUUGCCAGUUUACGAGCAGAGCUUGAUGCAUUUCUGGAACAUGCAAAUAAACCUCAUCAUGGUUUACGAAGACGGAAAUCAAAUGCUGUUUAUUCCUUGUUUAAGGAUAAAGAAAACAGAGAGACUGCACAGAUACACACUAGAAAACUCCAUGAUCUGAAACUAGCAUUCAGUGAAUUUUAUCUUAGUUUGAUCCUUCUACAGAACUAUCAGUCUCUGAAUUUUACAGGCUUCAGAAAGAUCUUAAAGAAACAUGAUAAGAUAAUGGUAACAACCAGAGGAGUAGAAUGGAGACAACAGAAUGUAGAAACAGCACCAUUUUAUACCAACAAGGAAGUAGAUCACCUGAUUAAAGAGACAGAGCAAAGUGUGACCUCUGACUUAGAAGGGGGAAAUAGAUCAAAAGCUAUGAAAAGACUGAGAGUCCCUCCAUUAGGAGAAAAGCAAAACCCAAUGACUAUGUGUAGAGUUGGUCUGUUUUUCGGAAUGUUUAUUGUUCUGGUCAUUGUUGUGGUAAUAACAGCAUUUUUUACCAGUCAUUCUGGGAAUUGGGAGCCAGCAUUGAGAAUGUUCCGUGGAAUGUUCCUGAUUAUCAUGAUGAUCUGUUUCCUAGGUAUAAAUACUUAUGGCUGGAGGUCAUCAGGGGUCAAUCAUGUACUGAUAUUUGAAAUUGAUCCCCGUCGCCAUUUAUCACCACAUCAGUUGUUAGAGUUAGCAGCAGCAUUAGCAGUUGUAUGGACAUUGUGUUUACUAGGCUAUUUAUUCAGUAACCAUCUAGGAUGGCCUCCCUUUAUCUUUCCAUUGAUAAUGGCAGGAUUCUUGUUUUUGUUUCUGAUUAAUCCUAUACGUAUAUUUCACCAUAGUUCUAGAUAUUGGUUACUCUCUGUUUUGUUUCGUAUUGUUACUUCACCAUUCCAUCAUGUUGGUUUUGCUGACUUCUGGCUGGCUGACCAGUUAAACAGUUUGGCCAUUGUCUUGUUAGAUUUUGAAUAUAUGGUAUGUUUCUAUGCCUUUGAAGUAGAAUGGCAUGGACCAAAUAGACCAGAAGUAUGUACAAUGUCAAAGUUUGGUAUCAGAUCCAUAGUUAGUACUUUACCUGCCUGGUUCAGAUUUGCUCAAUGUCUGAGACGUUACAGAGACACAAAGAUGGCGUUUCCCCAUCUUGUUAAUGCAGGAAAAUAUUCUACAACAUUCUUUGUUGUACUGUUUUCUGGCCUUUAUUCUUCAACUUUGGGUUCAUCAACUGAUUCAUACAAAUACUAUGGAGAGUGGCAGGGCAAAGAAUACAAACAGAACCAUGCUUUCUUUUACCUAUGGAUAAUAGCAGCAGUAAUAUCAUCUUGUUAUACGUUGACGUGGGAUCUGAAAAUGGAUUGGGGUAUACUAGAUAGAAAUGCUGGAGAAAAUAAAUUUCUUAGAGAAGAAAUAGUAUAUGCAUCUAAGGGUUAUUAUUAUUUUGCCAUAGUUGAAGAUUUUGUUUUAAGAUUUGUAUGGACACUGACUGUAUCAGUUGGAGAAAAUCCAUAUUUUGAACAUAAAGAAGUCUUAGUUACUCUUUUAGCCUCGUUAGAACUUUUCAGACGAUUUGUGUGGAAUUUUUUCCGACUUGAGAAUGAACAUUUGAACAAUUGUGGUCAGUUCCGAGCUGUAAGAGAUAUAUCUAUAGCACCCAUAGAUUCUAAUGACCAGAACCAGCUUGAGGAAAUGAUGGACGAUGAAGAAGGAGAUUAUCCAAGAACGAAUGAAAGAAGAAGGUUACUAGGGGCCAAAAUUUCUUAAUGGCUGCUUUGAGUACAGACUAAAUAUAUGUACCUGAUCUAACAAGAAAGAAAAAGGAUGGAUUGAUGAAGAUCAACAAACUAAGCUGAAGUCUCUACCAAUGAAAUUCAAGGGUGUCUGACAUGGUACGCCUCAGGGACAUUAUAUAGGAAUAGAUUUCAUUAAAAGUUAUCUCCCUUACUAAAGGAACAGUAACACUGCUACAUCUGUGUAGACAAUGUUUUUAAAGUAAAAACAAUUUUUUACUUGAUUUAGAACUUAAGCUUUAACCUAUAUAAUUUGUACUUAUUUUGUUACCAUGAUAUACUGUUAACCAACUAGUUUAAAGUAUUAACAACUUUUACUUGUUCCAAAACUUAAGCUUUAACCUAUAUAAUUUGUACUUAUUUUGUUAUCAUGAUAAACUGUAAACCAACUUAUUUUUAUACGCCCGGGACGGGACGUAUUAUGGUAUACCGUUGUCCGUCCGUCUGUCGUCCACACUUCAGACAAUAACUCAAAAACACUUUCACCAAUUUCCAUGAAACUUAAGUGAAUUGUUUAUAUCUAUUGACGAAAGCUCCCUUUCGUUUUUUUUUAAUUUCAGAUAUUAAGUUUGGGAUUUAUGGGGCUUUAUUCAUAAAAAAGGGGGGAUUUUUAACACUUCGGACAAUAACUCAAAAAGGCUUUCACCAAUGUCCAUGAAACUUUGGUGACUUGUUUAUAUCUAUUGACGUAAGCUCCCUUUUGGUUUUUUUUAAUUUCAGAUUAUAAGUUUUGGAUUAUGGGGCUUUAUUCAUUAAAAAGGGGGGAUUUUCAACACUUCGGACAAUAACUCAAAAAGGCUUUCACCAAUGUCAAUGAAACUUUAGUGAAUUGUUUAUAUCUAUUGACGUAAGCUCCCUUUUGUUUUUUUUUAAAUUUCAGAUUUUAAGUUUUGGAUUUAUGGGGCUUUAUUCAUAAAAAAGGGGGGAUUUUUAACACUUCGACUAUAACUCAAAAAGGCUUUCACCAAUGUCCAUGAAACUUUGGUGAAUUGUUUAUAUCUAUUGAUGUAAGCUCCCUUUUAAAUUUUAUAAAUAUCAGAUUUUAAGUUUUGGAUUUAUGGGGCUUUAUUCAUAAAAGAAAGGGGGAUUUUUAACACUUCGGACAAUAACUCAAAAAGGCUUUCACCAAUGUCCAUGAAACUUUGGUGAAUUAUUUAUAUCUAUUGAUGUAACAGAUAAUACUUAAUAAAAUCUGAUGAAAACAUAAAAUUUGUAAAAUCUUUAGUUCAAUUUAAAACAUUUAAAUUCUUGUAGACAACAAACUUAGUUAAAUUUGAGGUAGCCUUAAUAGUGCCAAUUUUUUUGUGCAUUU